Gallus gallus (chicken) is the source of this 1818-nucleotide messenger RNA. The record is from the annotation of a RefSeq genome assembly. NCBI's taxonomy places the organism in Eukaryota, Metazoa, Chordata, Aves, Galliformes, Phasianidae.
AUGGAGACUCCACUGCUCCUUAACACCCUCACAACAUUAACACUACUCACCCUCCUUACCCCUAUUAUCCUUCCCCCCCUCCUAAAUCUAAAAAACUCCCCCAUAUCCAUCACCAAAACCAUUAAAACCGCCUUCCUAAUCAGCCUAAUCCCAACAACAAUCUUCAUCCACUCAGGGGCAGAAAGCAUUGCCACCCACUGAGAAUGACAAUUUAUCCCCAACUUCAAGAUCCCCAUCUCCCUAAAAAUAGACAUAUACUCCAUAAUAUUCUUCCCCAUUGCACUAUUUGUAACCUGAUCCAUCUUAGAGUUCGCAACAUGAUACAUAGCAUCCGAACCAUUUAUUACAAAAUUCUUUACCUACCUACUCACCUUCCUCAUCGCCAUAUUAACACUAACCAUCGCAAAUAACAUAUUCCUCCUAUUUGUAGGAUGAGAAGGAGUAGGAAUCAUGUCAUUCCUUCUCAUUGGAUGAUGACAAGGACGAGCUGAAGCCAACACAGCUGCACUACAGGCAAUAAUCUACAACCGAAUCGGAGACAUUGGCCUCAUCCUAAGCAUAGCAUGACUAGCCUCUUCCCUAAACACCUGAGAAAUUCAACAAAUCACCCACCCAAACCAAACACCCACCCUCCCCCUCCUUGGCCUAAUCCUAGCCGCCACAGGAAAAUCCGCUCAAUUUGGCCUUCACCCAUGACUUCCAGCAGCAAUAGAAGGCCCAACCCCUGUCUCCGCCCUACUCCAUUCCAGCACAAUAGUAGUUGCUGGAAUUUUUUUACUCAUCCGCACCCACCCCUUCCUGUCAUCCAAUAAAACAGCCCUGACAACGUGCCUAUGCUUAGGUGCUCUAUCAACACUCUUUGCCGCAACAUGCGCUCUCACUCAAAACGACAUCAAAAAAAUCAUUGCCUUCUCCACUUCAAGCCAACUAGGCCUCAUAAUAGUCACAAUUGGCCUAGACCUCCCCCAACUAGCCUUCCUCCACAUCUCAACCCAUGCCUUCUUUAAAGCUAUAUUAUUCCUAUGCUCCGGCCUAAUUAUCCACAGCCUCAAUGGAGAACAAGACAUCCGCAAAAUAGGAUGUCUACAAAAAACCCUCCCAAUAACCACCUCCUGCCUAACCAUUGGCAACCUUGCUCUAAUAGGAACUCCAUUCCUAGCAGGCUUCUACUCAAAAGACCUGAUCAUCGAAAACCUAAACACCUCAUACAUCAAUACCUGAGCCCUCUCACUUACACUACUUGCCACAUCUUUCACUGCAACCUACAGCCUCCGCAUAACCUUACUAGUCCAAACAGGACACACACGAACCCCAGCAAUCACCCCCAUUAACGAAAACACCCCCCCAGCCAUUCUCCCAAUCAUACGACUAGCCCUUGGCAGCAUUAUAGCAGGCCUAUUAAUCUCAUCCCUAAUCCUCCCCCCUAAAACCCCUCCAAUAACUAUACCCACCAUCACAAAAACUGCUGCCAUCAUUGUUACAACCCUAGGAAUUAUCCUAGCCCUAGAACUCUCAAGCCUAUCAUACUCCCUCACUCCCCCAAAACACAAUCCCCUCAUAAACUUCUCCUCCUCCCUAGGCUACUUUAACCCCCUAACUCACCGAAUUAGCCCCUCAAUCCUCCUACAUACCGGACAAAAAAUUGCAUCCCACUUAAUCGACAUAGCAUGGUACAAAAAAAUAGGCCCCGAAGGCCUUGCCAACCUUCAUCUCACCAUAACCAAAAUCUCAACCACACUCCACACAGGCCUAAUUAAAUCUUACCUGGGUUCUUUCGCCCUCACAAUCCUUACAACGAUCCUACUUAUCCAAAAAUAA